Camelina sativa (false flax) is the source of this 2421-nucleotide messenger RNA. The record is from RefSeq and is a predicted model, not a curated record. Lineage: Eukaryota; Viridiplantae; Streptophyta; Magnoliopsida; Brassicales; Brassicaceae.
GUUACUUUUGGAGCAUCCUCUUUUGAGAUCAUUCAAGCUCUCCAUAAACCGAAAGAUUGGCCAGCUAUGAUAGGUCAUAUUGCCGAGUUGUUAAGCUUUACAAAAGAUAAAUCCAAUUGGUUUAUGGUAAUGGAACCUCCAAGCUGUAACAGAGGAGCGUUUGAAAUAGCAAAUAGUGUAAUAAAAGGAUUACGUUUACAAUCCUAUGUUGCUAGUGGUCAUCCUCAAUGGCUAUCAGAGUUAUUUGCUAAAGAGUGUGUUUUUUGAAAAAAACGAAGACUGGAUAUAAACACGAGAGUAUCACACGCUGGGUGUGACCUGAAGUUGAAGUAGAAGGUUACAGUUUUCAUCCUUGACUUUCUAAGAUCAGUCAAAGUCGGUUGUGACAGAAGGUAACUUCAGAAUCAGGAAUGGUAUCUCCACUUAAAAAUUACCUAGAGUGAAAGGUUUGUUUUUUGUCCUCUUUGCUGGCAGCUUGCAUGAAGAGGUUGUUUUCAUAAUAUUAUCCUUUGUUUUCUCCUUGAUAAGAUUUAGUCUUGUUGACUGUUAUUUUAUCAAUGUGAAAAUUUCUACGCUAUCUCCUUAGGUUUUUAACCUUUUCUUCUUUUAACUUCUUACAAUAUCUUUCUAUUAUCUCCAUAAAACUUUCCUUAUAUCUAUUAGCAAACCUUCCUCUUAAGUAUCCCCUUAAUUUUCUUAUAUCUCUACUACUUAUAUACCCUUUUAGUUAACCUUUCUACCCAAUACUUCCCUUCUCUCUCUCUUUUCUACCUCAGUCUUCUCCUCAUCUGUUUUUUUUUCUUUUUAAAUACCUUUUCAUGGCUGAUGAGAUGUGGAAUGAAAUUCAGAACUUGGUUUUGGGACGUGAUGAUCCAGAAAUACUCAUCCCUCAUUCUGCAUAUGCAGCAGCUAUAACUCGUAACAGGCUAAGUCUGAUAGCUAGACCACUGAAUCCAAGUGUUCAGAAUUUUCAGACUGUGAUAUCCUCCUUACCAAGGUCGUGGGGUCUAGCUUCACAAGUUCAUGGAAGAGUUCUGGAUGGUACUUUUAUUCAGUUUCUUUUUCAAUCAGAAGUUGAUCUUAUCUCAGUGCAGAGAAGAGAACCAUGGAUUUUCAAUAAUUGGUUUGUUGCUGUCCAAAGAUGGGAGGACUUUCCAAGCUUAGAUUUUCUAACAACUAUCGAUCUCUGGGUUCAAAUUCGUGGCAUCCCAUUACCAUAUGUCUCUGAUGAGACAGUCGUGCUUAUAGCGGAAAGACUUGGAGAAAUAGUGACAGUGGAUUUUCAUGAAGCAACAACGACUCAGAUAGCUUGUAUCAGAGUAAGAAUCAGGUUUGGAAUUACUGAUUGUCUACGUUUCUUUCGAAGAAUCAGGUUUAGAUCUGGAGAAACAGCAAUGAUACGCUUUCAGUAUGAGCGUCUGAGAAGAAUUUGUAGUAACUGUUACAGAAUGACUCACCAUAGGAUUCAGUGUCCGUUCCUUCAGCGUAUCCCGAUUAAUAGAGUCAACCCUGCAAUUUCCGAAAGACUUGAUCAGAAUAGAGUGGUUCAGAAUGAUGAGUUAAACAGGGAUGAUAUCAAUUCACAAUCCCAUAUAUCAGAUACAUCAUUUCCAGCACCAAGGUCUCAACCUCCAAGAGUGGAAACUCCUCCUCUUAAUCCAGAGGAAAUAGCAGCAGCUUCGCCUUACUUUCCAGAGUUCAAAGCUGAAAAUGUUCAACAUUUUGCAGUACCAAUACCAAAAAGGGUAUCAAGUAUCAGAGUACAAUCCUCAAACUGCUCUAAUGUGACUCCAUUUAAUGAUCAUGAAAGCACUGCAAAAGAGAUAAAAAAUGCAGGAAUUGGACAAACAUCUAAAUUUGAAGUAGGAGAGUCAUCGAAACAUCCAAGAUCAGAGAUAGCUAAAGAUAAAGAAAGAAAACAAAAGCAAAAGAUACAAGAGUACAAAGAUGGAGGAAUUCAGAUACCUCCGAAGAAGAGAUAAAGACACUCUACAAUCACUGUCAAGGUUUUUUGGGAACCUGCGGUAUCUUCGAAGCAGGAAUAGUAGAAAGUUAGUUUACUUUUCAAGCAUGGUUUGCAUUUUUUGAAUCCUGCCUAUCUACAGCAGAAGGAAGAUGAAGAAAUGGCCGCAGAUCAGUCUACUGAUCUCUGUUUCAUCUUUUAGCUUAAUCGGUUUGUUUACCAAUCUAUAAGUAACUUUAGAAGAAAAAAGGCGUUGGCCACUUUGAGUUAUGCAACAAUGAGAUUAUCUUUCUUCAUGUGAUAAUCCAAACUUUGUAAUAGGUGAAAAGUAGAAGCUUCCACAGCUGUAAUUUUGGUUCAUGUUAUAUAAAAUCAGACUUGGUGGAAAAAAAAAAAAACCUAUUUAUUUAUCAUGGGUGCCCAUGGAACUGUAAUAAAAUAUUGUCAGAUGUACGCGU